Sporothrix schenckii 1099-18 is the source of this 1245-nucleotide messenger RNA. RefSeq lists its product as uncharacterized. Gene Ontology annotation, biological process: spliceosomal complex assembly; regulation of mRNA processing; protein phosphorylation. Gene Ontology annotation, molecular function: protein kinase activity; ATP binding. The transcript is spliced from 3 exons. The coding region runs from base 1 to 1245 and encodes 414 amino acids. NCBI's taxonomy places the organism in Eukaryota, Fungi, Ascomycota, Sordariomycetes, Ophiostomatales, Ophiostomataceae. The record is from RefSeq and is a predicted model, not a curated record.
AUGUCGUCGUCCUCCUCACCGCCGCGGCCACCGGCCACCACCCCGGCGGCCAAAGGGUGCCGGCCGCGCGUGUUUCCCACCAACGGCUUCGAGCUCAUUGAUCCUGGCCAGCUGGUGGAAGAGGAGAGGCUGCCGACGUACGACCGCGCCGCGUACUACCCGAUGCACCUGGGCGACAUUGUCGGCGGCCACUUCCAGGUCGUCGCCAAGCUCGGCUACGGCACGACGUCGACCGUCUGGCUGGCCCGCGAUCUCAACAAAGAACGGGUGUUCAAAGCACUCAAGGUCCACACCCACACGGCGCCCUUCCACCACGAACACUCCAUCUACGAACAUCUCCAGAAACCCAUCGAGCAGGAGAUGGAGGAAAACCACCCACACCCCGGGCGAGACCAUGUCCGCCAGCUGGAUACAAUGUUCUUCAUCGACGGCCCGCACGGCCGACACGCCGUGUUUGUCAUGGCGCCGUUGGGCAUGAGUCUGGCGACCAUGCAGGCGAUGCACCGAACGCACGUGUUCCCGCCGGCCAUGGUCGCCAAGGCCGUCAGCCAGACGCUGCUUGGCCUGGCGCUGCUGCACGGCGGCGGCAUUGUCCACACGGAUCUCCACGCCGACAACCUCCUGGUCGCCAUGACGGACGACGCGAUCCUGUCGACGAUGGAAGACAGCGAGGCCGCCAACAAGCCGUCGGCGCGGAAAGUCGUCGACCGCGACACGACCAUCUACACCUCACGCUACGUCCUGGGCGGCGCCGGGCCGCUCACCAUCAGCGACCUCGGCCAGGCCAGCAUCGGCCGCGAGCUCGCCGGGCACGCCAUGCCGACACAGUACCGCGCGCCCGAGGUCAUUCUCGGCAUGAUAUGGGGCAUGUCCGUCGACAUUUGGAGCACGGUGUUGCUGCCAGACAAUCUUUUUGACGUCUACGACAAGGAAUCGCCGGAGCUCAACAACGCACACCACCUGGCCGCCCUGACGGCCCUGCUGGGCCCGCCGCCCAAAGCGUUCGUGGAGCGCAGCAGCGCGUGCGCCCAAUACUGGGACGCAGACGGCCACUGGCACGGCCCUGUGCCGCUUCCGCCCGCCAAGCCGCUGGCCGACCGCGUGACGGCCGAUGUGGGCGAUGCCAAGCAAAAAGCACUGUUUGUCGACUGUCUCGAGUGUUUUCUGCAGUGGCUGCCAGACGAGCGGCUCAAGGCGGCGCAAAUCUACUUUCAUCCAUGGUUGCGGGGCUUUGAUGAGGUAUAA